Epithele typhae is the source of this 1218-nucleotide messenger RNA. RefSeq names its product ankyrin. The transcript is spliced from 4 exons. The coding region runs from base 1 to 1218 and encodes 405 amino acids. Gene Ontology annotation, molecular function: protein binding. NCBI's taxonomy places the organism in Eukaryota, Fungi, Basidiomycota, Agaricomycetes, Polyporales, Epitheliaceae. Gene Ontology annotation, cellular component: nucleus; cytoplasm. The record is from RefSeq and is a predicted model, not a curated record.
AUGCGAGAGAUACUGAGCCUACCGGCACCUCUCAAGGCCGACCGGGGCGGCCAGUUACUUAGGAUCUUGUACAAACGAGGUACGAACGCUCUCCAGCCAGGCCUCCUAAGCGAAUUUGCCGCAAAUUGUUUCUGGGGAGACCUAGCUGCCGCUAAAAAGAUGGUCGAAGAGGGCUCCGCGCCCGACCUCCUAGGACACGAAACGCCGUUCGAAUACAGCUACCUCCACUUCACCAUCUACGGCGCCCAAUUUUCGCACGGCUACUCCUCGCGCCCACACAGAGGCGAGCACGCUGCCGUGCUCGCCUUCCUCCUCGACCUCGACGUCCCCACCUCGCCACCGGACGUCGUCGGCUACACGCCCCUCCACCUCGCGUGCAUGAACCCGCCGCAGCCGUCACUAGCCCGUCUCCUGCUCGAGCACGGCGCGAACCCGAACGCGCAGGACCGGUUCGGGAGCCCGCCGAUCAUGGCGGCGCUGCAAAACGCAGCCAUUGAGGUGAUCCACGCGCUCAUGGAGCACGGCGCGGACCUGCUCGUCGCGGACGCGGACGGGGUCACGCCCGAGGAGUUCUAUCCGGGCACGGGGUCCAAGGCGCGCUCGGCGGUCCAGCAGUGGAUCCGACAACGCGAGGGCGUCGAGGGGGUGCUGGAGGAGCGCAAGUGCGGGGCGUGCCGGAAGCAAGGCGAGGUGAAGUUCUGCAGCAAAUGCCACGCGGCGCAGUAUUGCUCGAAGGAGUGCCAAAGAGCGGACUGGCCGAGGCACAAGAACAAGUGCGUGCCGUUCACGGAAGCGAACAGCGUCACGGUCCUCCCAUUCUACCACGAUAUCGGCCCGAUCAUGGACGUGGCGGACAUGACUCGACAGGCGCACGGGUACCCGAUAGAACGCCUGGACAAACGCAGCCUGCGCUCGAUGAACAAGCCAACCAUCGCGCGCGGCGAGGUCAAGCAGCUCGUCGUCAAAAUCCAGCUGCCGGAGCUGAUGGUCUGCACCAACAAUCGGAACGCGCGCGUGCAGGACCUCGUCGUCUUCAACCGGAAACGCACGUUGGUCUGCCGCAUCCGCCGCCAGGACGACCCGGAGGCGUACCGCCUGAUCGAGCGCACCAUCAUCGCAAAAGGCCUGGGUGGCGUCGCGUACUUCCCGGCGGAGAUGCGGAAGGUGGACAGCCUGACCAUCAAGAUAUCGGAGGUGCUCGCGGAGCAGUCCUUCUGA